Cheilinus undulatus (humphead wrasse) is the source of this 7243-nucleotide messenger RNA. RefSeq names its product ubiquitin specific peptidase 19 (gene usp19). The record is from RefSeq and is a predicted model, not a curated record. Gene Ontology annotation, molecular function: cysteine-type deubiquitinase activity. The transcript is spliced from 26 exons. Gene Ontology annotation, biological process: protein deubiquitination. Bases 489 to 5219 code for a protein of 1576 amino acids. NCBI's taxonomy places the organism in Eukaryota, Metazoa, Chordata, Actinopteri, Labriformes, Labridae.
UCGGCCGGGCAUCAUCAUCAUCUUCAGUGUAUUUUGUCCCAAACAAAGUAGGACUCCAGCCGCAGGGGCUGAAUGACACAAACAGACUGAGUCGGUUUUCCUUUGUCGUCUUUUGUUUAAGUAUUUGAUAUCGGUAGAUGAAAUUUAACAGAAAUGGGUCCCGGAUAAAGAAGGAAUAUUCCAGAAACACCGUGGACUACGGGUGGUUUCGAGUGUGGGCAGCAGCGCUGCGGCCCGCUGCCGUGAAGGAGCUUAGCAGCCGGGAGGAGCAGAAGCCAUUGUGUGCGAGGAGCGGCAUCCAAUUCUCACCAAAUUGAAGCUCCGACCCCAUCCGUUGAUAUCCUUCCUGAUUCAGUUCUGGGAGAGGUCAGACCGUUAUCAUCGCCAAGAUAGCCGGGCCAGGAAGGAAGAGGCACACCUCAGAUCCAGACCCCAGCAGCGGUAGUGAUUCCGGCGACGGGCAGCCUGUUAGUGCCAAGUGCCUGAAAAUGGCCAGCAGCGGUAGUAGUGGUGUGGCCGGUAGUGAGACAGCGGGCCGUCGUGGUGGGGCUCAACAAAGAGGAGGCAGUGGAAGGGACAACAGUUCAGACCUGUCUUCUAGUACCAGUAAGAAGAAACAGAAGGACAGAGCAAAUCAGGAGAGUCAAGAGGCCAAGAGGGCAGCAGCUGCAGCUUUAGACGGGGUUAUUGCAGAAGUCAAGAAAGAUGUGUUUAUGGACUGGAAGCAAAAUGUCAAUGAAGUGACGGUCAGACUGCGCUGUGGAGAGGGGGUGCAGAGGACAGAGGAUAUCAACACAACUUUCACCGAUACACACUGCCAUGUGUCUUUCCCAGAUGGACGUGAGUGGAGAUGCCAGUUGCAGGAGGAAAUUGAGGCCUCAUGUAGCAGAGUUCAAUACAAAGAGAAGGGAGGUUUCGUGCUUGUCAUCAUGCAGAAGAAGAUUCCUUUUCACAUCUGGCCUUCACUUAAAUCCAACAAGAAGGAGAAGGAGGCAGUAACCACAGAGACCAAAAAUGACAAGGAGCCUGAGAUGAAGACUGUUGCCUUGGAUUCAUCAGAGAUGCCCAAACUGUCAGCCUCACAGCCUUCCCCCUCACAUGCAUACAGUGAGUCAAGACGCAGUGGUGGCAAAGCUGUCAAGCGCUGCCUUAAAAACAAACCAGCGAGUGACAAGGCAGCUACAGACUCUUCAGGAGUGAAAGGUGGAACUGGAGAUAGCCCAGCCACAACUGGCAAGCCUAUUACAGUCACAAGAAGCGAGCAGCAGCAGCAGCAGGAGCCCAGUGCUAAGCGCACUGUUGUACGGGUGCCCAAGAACACCAAGGAGGAGGCUGCUUCACCAGCAGACAGGGACACAAAAUCUGUCAAGUCUACAGUAGCCAAUGGUAAAGCUCCACAUACUCACCUGCCCGCUGGUCGGAGCCCACAAACACAACGCAGAGAUGGAGAUAACAGAUCUCAGAGACUAGACAGUGAUCAGGAUCAAAAACCAGGAGUUACAGUUGCUGCUCCUGCCAGCCAUACCAACAAAACUCAGGUGGCAGAGAAACAAAACCAGUCUUCUGACAGGUCUGCAGCAACAGCACAUGGCAACGAUAGCCAACCAGCAGAACCCGCCAACACCAGCGACCGCCUCAAACCUGUAAGCUUCAACAACAAAGUAAACUCUCCUGAAAUGCUGGAAGAUAAAAGUGACUCUGAGCCAGAGAAAAAGCCUGCUGAGCAGGUAUCGGAGCAGGAUACUCUGAUCCACCAGCAGCCUCCCUCUAGUGAAACGGGUUCAGUACCAGCUGUUGGUUUGACUCCCAAACGAGAAGAGCCACCCAGUUUAGUCCAGAAGCAUGGCAGCUUUGACGGAGAAGAGAAGCGGGACCAGUCAAAGGAGGAGCCUCUUCUGGAAAUAAAGCAACAGGAAGCCCCUGAGCCAAUGGUCAACCUGCAAUUCGUGAAGAAUGAUUCGUAUGAGAAGGGCACAGACUUGAUGGUGGUGAAUGUUUACAUGAAGGGGAUCUGCAGGGACACAGCCAGGGUCAUCUUCAGGGAACAGGACUUCACUCUCAUAUUCCAGACUAGUGAUGCUAGCUUUCUGCGGCUCCAUUCAGACUGUGGACCAAACACAGUCUUCAAGUGGCAAGUCAAACUCAGGAAUCUUAUCCAGCCUGAGCAGUGCAGCUACUGCUUCACCCCGUCCCGGCUGGACAUCACCCUGAAAAAGAGGCACAGCCAGCGCUGGGGGGGUCUGGAGGCUCCAGCCACACAAGGUGCAGUGGGUGGUGCAAAAGUUGCCGUGCCCUCCAGUCCUGCCUGCUUGGAGAAGAGCCAGCCGGGAAGCAGCCAGCAUAGCCUGCCAGCCAAAGAGGAGCCUCCAAGGGUUGGGGAGGAGAAACCCAAAACCCCUAAGGCCUCAUCUAGGGUGGAGGAUGGCGGUCUUGAUGCGGUGGCUCCUCGUUCUGUCUCUGAGCAUGUUUCUAUCACCAAGCCAGAGCCCACUGUUACCACGCCUAAACCUACCUGCAUGGUGCAGCCCAUGACCCAUGCACCUCUUGCAAGCAAUGAGCGCCAUGAAGAAGAGGAGGAAAAGAAGGUGUGCCUGCCUGGCUUCACAGGAUUGGUCAACCUAGGAAACACCUGUUUCAUGAACAGUGUCAUCCAGUCCCUGUCUAACACAAGAGAACUCAGGGAUUAUUUCCACGAUCGAGCUUUUGAGGCAGAAAUUAACUGCAAUAACCCGCUUGGAACAGGAGGCAGGCUAGCCAUUGGCUUUGCUGUGCUGCUCAGGGCCCUCUGGAAAGGAACACAUCAUGCCUUUCAACCCUCAAAACUCAAGGCGAUUGUGGCCAGCAAAGCCAGCCAGUUUACAGGCUAUGCCCAGCAUGAUGCUCAGGAGUUCAUGGCCUUUUUGCUGGAUGGGCUCCACGAAGACUUGAAUCGCAUCCAGAAUAAACCUUACACAGAGACGGUUGAUUCUGACGGACGGCUGGAUGAGGUGGUGGCAGAGGAGGCAUGGCAGAGGCACAAAAUGAGAAAUGACUCCUUUAUAGUGGACCUCUUUCAGGGCCAGUUCAAAUCCAAGCUUGUGUGUCCUACAUGCUCCAAGGUGUCAAUCACCUUUGACCCUUUCCUCUACCUUCCCGUGCCGUUGCCUCAGAAACAAAAGGUGCUCUCAGUUUUCUACUUUGCCAAGGAACCUCAUAAAAAACCAAUCAAGUUCUUGGUGAGUGUGAGCAAGGAGAACUCAAGUACAGCUGAAGUCCUUGAAUCCAUUUCCAGGAGUGUCCGAGUCAAACCAGAAAACCUCAGACUGGCAGAGGUAGGGAAGAACCGCUUCCACCGCAUGUUCCUGCCAUCCCACUCCCUGGACACGGUGUCCUCCUCUGACAUGCUGUUCUGUUUUGAGGUGCUUUCCAAAGACAUGGCCAAAGAGAGAGUCGUAUUGCUUAAAGUGCAGCAGAGACUACAAGUCCCUAAUAUUCCCAUCUCAAAGUGUGCUGCUUGCCUGAAGCCUCCAGUGUCUGAGGAAGACAAGCUGAAGCGUUGCACUCGCUGCUAUCGUGUGGGCUACUGCAAUCAAGCAUGUCAGAGGACCCACUGGUCCAACCACAAAGCUCUGUGUCGACCUAACACUGAGAAAGUGGGCCUGCCAUUCCUGGUCAGCAUACCGGAGUCUCGUCUGUCCUAUGCCCGCCUCACCCAGCUGUUAGAAGGUUACUCCAGGUUUUCUGUCAACGUGUUCCAGCCUCCUUUCCAGUCAGGCAGGACGUCCCCUGAAAUGAGCCGGGACCUUCCCCCGAUGCCAGCAGGCUCCCCUGAGAGUCCUGGGCCUGGGGCUGAAGCCAUGAGUGACAGCUUUACUGUGGGAUCAGCUGAUCAGGAGCUGGAAAGCCCCUCCCUGCUGCCUGAGUCUCAGGAUGAGUGUGCCCAGGCCUCAUCCCUUCACUCUGCUGAGUCAGAAUCCCUCUCCUCCUCUCAGACGUCACUCUCCACCACACGCACCACAGAUUCAGGAUUUUCUGAGCCUGUGUCCUCCUCCUCCUCCUACUGCUGCUCUCUGGACCCUCAUGCUGAAAAAGAGACUUCUUGUGAGAAGGCUGUGCGGCCUGAAGCUGCAGUAACAGGGUAUCAGCAUCCAAGUGAGUCAGCAUCAGGUCAUGCCAGUCAGUUCUACAUCGCCAUGCUGGACUCAAACAACAAGGAACUGAGGCUGGAUGAGAAAGAGGAUGCACUGGAAACACUUCCUGAAGAUGUAACCCUGGAGCUGGUGUGGAAAAACAAUGAGCGUCUGAAGGAGUAUGUUUUGGUGAGCUCUAAGGAGCUGGAAUACGAGGAGGACCCUGGCUCUCUAAGUGAGACAGUCAGAGCAGGACAUUUCACCCUGGAGCAGUGCCUCAACCUCUUCACAAAGCCAGAGGUUCUGGCACCAGAGGAGGCUUGGUACUGUCCAAAGUGCCAGCAGCACCGAGAGGCCUCCAAACAGCUGCUGCUGUGGCGUCUGCCAAAUGUUUUGAUCAUUCAGCUCAAACGCUUCUCCUUCAGGAGCUUCAUUUGGAGGGAUAAGAUCAAUGACAUGGUUGACUUUCCUGUCAGGAAUCUGGAUUUGAGCAAGUUCUGUAUUGGCCAGAAGGAUGAAAUGCAACAGCCCCCCAUUUACGAUUUAUAUGCAGUCAUUAAUCACUAUGGAGGAAUGAUAGGUGGCCACUACACAGCAUACGCUCGCCUGCCAAGUGACAAGAACAGCCAGCGCAGUGAUGUUGGCUGGCGUCUCUUUGAUGACAGCACUGUGACAAUGGUGGAGGAGAGUCAGGUGGUGACUCGUUACGCCUACGUCCUGUUCUACCGACGACGAAACUCCCCAGUGGAGAGGCCGCCUCGCUUCCUCAGGCCUGUAGGAGCUGAAUCGCCCACUGCUGCUGGAGCGACUGCCAGCCAGGCCUCUCUAAUAUGGCGGGAACUCGAAGAAGAAGAUGAGGGGCUCGCCGAGAGCCCCCCAGGACUGUUCCGUUCUGUGCUGCGAAGGGGACAAACAGCGAGGAACAGAGAUGAGAAUGAGGAAAAUGAAGAAAGAACUGAAGGGUCGGUGCGACAGCACCGCAGGCGGAGGAUGGCAGACUAUCCCGACGAUGACUGUGUGCGAUACUUUGUUCUAGGCACCCUGGCAGCUAUGUUUGCUCUGUUUGUUAAUUUGGUCUACCCUCUGUUGAACAAAUCAAACUGGACCUGAGAGUGGUUUCUCUGGCCUGAAUAGUCUAGAAAUAUGAAUGUGAAGAUGGUCUGAACAGUUGGAAGCUUAGUAACUUGUAAUUUAGAUCUGAGGACUUGAAGAUAUGAAUUCUAUACUUGUAAGAUGAAUAAAACCUUAAAAUACUCCCUUUAAGAUAAGAAGACAAGGUUAAACAACAGGAAUAAUGUACCCUCAUAAAUAAACCUUGUAGUUUAAAUUGCAGAAAAGUAAAAGCAUUGUAUUUUCUGUUAACUUUUCACAACAUUGCCUUUGUAGUAACUGUAUUUUUGUGUUAUUGUGCUUUUAAACAUAUUUAUAGUUUUAGUGCUACAUUAAAAAAAAUUGUCUCACAUUGUAGAGCUAUAUUUAAAAUUAAAGUCAAUUCUUGAGCUUUUUAAAUUACUGGUAGUAGCUACUCCAGAACACUUAAAUGAGAUUCUGAUCUCAGCGAGUUUUUCUGGGUUAAACAAAUUCAAAUAGACCUAAGAAAAAAAGAGGAAGGCCAUGACGAUGUUUAAAGUUCUCAGAGGAAGCUUGUCCUUUUUAAGCUACGUUUUAAUCAGAGAAAUAAUAGAGUAAUAUUUUGAACACGUAUAAGCAGAUGGGUAUAACAAAAUGCAAAAAAAGACAAACACUAGGGCUGCAGAUAAAGCCAUUUAUGAAGAUCUUUUGUUUUUAUUGCACUACAUUUUUAAGAUAAAAAUAUUCAUGAGCUACUCACUUUAAAUUAUGUAUAAUGAAGCUAAUAGAAGACUUUUAUUUUGUGACCAAUCACUAGAGUCUUUUUAUAAUCAUAAAAACGAUAUAGAUUAUUAAUGGGCCUUAACAUUUCUCUCCAGGCAAUGGCGUGUAUGACUGGCUUUUUUCUGUUAAAUGUUCUGUAGUCCACUGUAAUAAUUCUUUUUUUAUUCAUGAUGUUUGUGUGUUGUUGUUUUUGAAAGUUUGUUUUAAUUGCUAAAAUUAGGCUACUGUAGACACAGGUUUGUCUUAGCCGAGGUUAAAUUUACUGUUUACCUUUAAGAAAUUAAUUAAUGAAGUCUGAUCAAUAUCUGAAUGUAACAAUGUCACUUUUUUACACUGUAUCUGAAGUAAAGAAAACAAAUGGUUGAUUGCGGACAGUUUUGAGUCUUUAGAUUUAAAUUAAACAACAGUGUCAUACUAAGUGAAAUCCUUCUGCACAGUAAAAACACUUAAAUAUUGUCUGAAUGCAAUGAUAAAGAAAAACUGUAGAACACACUCUAAACAAUAAAAGCCUUAUAAAUUAAAGAUGAUAUUCUUAUUGGUACGAAUAAUAGCUUGCAAAAUUAAAGUUUUUUACUUUUUUAGUCUUUUCUGACUCCAAGCUGUCCACAGAUCAGCUCUUUACUCUGCUGCUGCUGUGAUUGUGAGUGUUUGUGGGUCUCAGGGAAAUCCCAGUGCUCUUCUGGUAUCGAGGCAGUGUACAGAGUCCUAUGAUUGCCUUAAAUGCCUCAUCAUUGCAUCAAUUAGAGUACUGUCUGACUGUGAAAACUUGACUCAGAUAUAUGCAAAGCUACAUUCUGUAUAGUUUUUAAAUGCUUUGUGAAGCUUUAGUUAAACGCACUACUUUGAAGUGUCGUGUGAAAUCUCAGUGCACAACAUAAACAAAUGGAUGAAUUUUAACUUAAGAGGGUUUUCAGCACAUGCUUUGCAGAUUUUAAUGUCUGAAUGCUGUCUGUUUUUUGUUUAAUGGACUGGACAGAAGGAUGUAAAUAUGUAUGUGUGUGUAGUCUGAUGUAAAAUGUAAAUUGGAAAAAAAAAUUAAGGUUUAAGUUUGCUAAUGUCUAAAGAAUAAAUCAAGUACUGUAUUUAAAAGAGAAUCAGAACCUAAUUUAAUAUUUUAGCAAUAAUGUAUGUAGAUACUUCAAUUCAGAAGCUGCUUUCUACUAUAUAAAGCAAUGUACUCUUUUUGGAAAUAAAAUCUCCAUCUCUUUACCUUUUUUGGUAUGCUUUCAUUAGCCAUGUCUUCACCAUUUUAUUCAUAAUCCCAGGAUACUAAACCAGCA